Papaver somniferum (opium poppy) is the source of this 1546-nucleotide messenger RNA. RefSeq names its product trafficking protein particle complex subunit 5-like. Gene Ontology annotation, biological process: endoplasmic reticulum to Golgi vesicle-mediated transport. Bases 261 to 845 code for a protein of 194 amino acids. The record is from RefSeq and is a predicted model, not a curated record. The transcript has 8 exons. NCBI's taxonomy places the organism in Eukaryota, Viridiplantae, Streptophyta, Magnoliopsida, Ranunculales, Papaveraceae. Gene Ontology annotation, cellular component: TRAPPII protein complex; TRAPPIII protein complex; TRAPPI protein complex.
GGACAUCCCCCUACCCAAAAGGCAAGUCGUUCUCUUUCUCCUCUCAAGUCAUACCAUCCAGUAUUCCCAGAUUAAAAUCAGCCGAGUACCGAAUUCAUCCAAACUUUUGUGCCGAAAGUACAAAUCGUUUCGCCCCAACUUUUUGUAAUUCUGGAGAAAUUUUUUCGCCCUAAUUUAUUCACUUUUUGUGAUUCUGAAGAAAUUUUGCCGCCCCAAUUUUUUGUGAUUCUGAAGCUGAUUCGAGCCUAGAGAAGAAGAAGAUGAUCGGAGUAGGGAAGAUGAAGCAGUAUACAAACGUUCUCGACAAACCACUCAGCAAAGGCAAACAAGAGGUUAGUUUGAGUGCAUUUGCAUUCUUGUUUUCGGAGCUAGUACAGUAUAAUCAGACUCAAGUCGAUAACAUUGCCGAGUUAGAACGAAGGCUAGAGGAUGCGGGGUAUGCUGUUGGAGCAAGAGUUCUUGAACUUCUUUGCCACAGAGAUAAGGGAAACAGAAGGGAGACGAGAUUAUUGGGGAUUCUGUCUUUCGUACAUAGUACAGUAUGGAAGGUCUUAUUUGGGAAGGUAGCUGACUCACUUGAGAAAGGGACUGAACACGAAGACGAGUACAUGAUCAGUGAGAAAGAGCUUCUUGUGAAUCGGUUUAUAUCUGUUCCCAAAGAUAUGGGAACAUUUAAUUGUGGUGCAUUUGUCGCGGGCAUUGUAAGGGGUGUUCUGGACAGUGCAGGCUUUCCAGCUGUGGUAACUGCUCAUUUUGUACCAAUGGAAGGCCAACAACGACCGAGGACCACUAUUUUGAUAAAGUUCACCGAGGAGGUUCUCAGAAGAGAAGCUAGGUUGGGCUGAGUUUCAGAGAUUUGCAAGGGUGAUCGGAUCAGGCAAUAUAUCCUCCUGCGACAUUAUCUGAAUUAGCUCGAAAGCUGUCCACAUUUGAACAUGGGUAGCAAUCAAUGCAUUCCAAGAACCACUAUAUUCUAUUUUAUUUAUUUUAGUGAACCGGCAUGUAUAUUAAAACUAGGAAAUCAUGGUUGCAUCCCCUGUUGUCAGACAAUUGAGGAUCUGAUUCUUAUCACACAGUGACUGAUAGACAUCUACACACCUGGACUCUGUUUUCCUAGCAUAUUUUGCUAACAAGUCGGUAUUACUUCUAUUUAUAUGUGACAGUUUAACAUACUCAAGAAACAUAAUUGCACUGUCUGGUGAUACUGCUGGCAUAUUACUGCAUUUCAUUUGUCAUGUGUGAAUUGGGGCUUAUGAAUUCUGGCUUAUUGGAGUAACGCCUGAAUGAGAAUCUGAGGAUCAAUGGGUCUUUGCUAAGCUUUCCUUCUGAGAAUCUGAGUUUGGGAUGUGAUUAUGUGCAUCGAGUCGCAUUAAGUUUGGGCAUCUGAGUCUCAGUCAAUUUCUUUGGAUUUGAAGACCCUAAUUACAAUGUUCAAUCAGUUUCUGAUGAUUUUGAAUUUGGAUACUUGUAAGAACUAAAAUGAAAUUUGUGCUGGUGGUGCUAAGUAAUUGGAAAUGGCUAACAACAACCAAUAGUAUUGAUCCUU